AUGUCGCCCAUUAACGGAUGGGACACAGCUAACUUGAAGCAGAAGAAGCAGUGGCAAAGGGACCUCGCCCACUUGCUUCACAACUUGAAGGACACGAAAGCGGUGGUUCUUUGCGGAUACCUCAACUGGUACGUCGAAGGGAUUUUUAGCCACAUCUUCAACAGUGCCCCUGAGGACAUCGACCUGUCGGACUCGGAAAAACUCAAAAUGGAGAGUUCACCUGUUUUGCACAACUCGGGCCAUACGGGUUUCCCGGGAUGCAGGCCGGCAGACCGCGAGGGCUACAAGUGGAUACUGCUGGCAGGGCGUCUCGUCGACAGCUUCCGUAGGUUGCACCCAUACAAAGGCAAGGACAAGAAUCCUAAUAACAAGAAAUACACGUCACUGGUCUACCUCGGCGACAAGACACGAUGCGCCGUCAGGACCAAUCUGACACUCGUCUCAAACUACUUUAUGAAGAACGUGAGCCAGUGCGAAAUCAUUGGCAACACCAACGACCUCGUUAGUGCACGAAACCGCUAA
This is a messenger RNA of Babesia bigemina, 522 nucleotides long. RefSeq lists its product as hypothetical. The coding region runs from base 1 to 522 and encodes 173 amino acids. The transcript has 6 exons. The record is from RefSeq and is a predicted model, not a curated record. NCBI's taxonomy places the organism in Eukaryota, Apicomplexa, Aconoidasida, Piroplasmida, Babesiidae.